Messenger RNA from Theileria annulata, 633 nucleotides. RefSeq names its product Rab GTPAse, putative. The transcript is spliced from 6 exons. The coding region runs from base 1 to 633 and encodes 210 amino acids. Gene Ontology annotation, molecular function: GTPase activity; GTP binding. The record is from RefSeq and is a predicted model, not a curated record. Lineage: Eukaryota; Apicomplexa; Aconoidasida; Piroplasmida; Theileriidae. Gene Ontology annotation, cellular component: Golgi apparatus.
AUGUCAUACUAUAAAUACCUUUUCAAGUACAUCAUUAUUGGUGAUACAGGAGUUGGGAAAAGUUGUCUCCUGUUAAGGUUUACAGAUAAACGCUUUAAACCUGACCAUGAUUUAACAAUUGGUGUUGAAUUUGGAACUAGAUUUAUUACAGUACAAGGAGAACAAAUUAAGCUACAAAUUUGGGAUACGGCUGGUCAGGAGUCAUUUCGCUCAAUUACUAGAUCAUACUACAGAGGAGCGGCGGGAGCAUUGCUUGUAUUCGAUAUUUCUAGGAGAUCAACUUUUGAACAUCUUACCAAAUGGCUUGAGGAAGUCAGAGAUCAUGGAUCUCCUACCAUGUCCAUCAUACUAAUCGGAAAUAAAACUGAUGUGGCAUCCAGAGAAGUUGAGUAUCAUGAAGGCAAGCAAUUUGCUGACCAAAAUGAUCUUAUUUACAUGGAAACCUCAGCUAAAGGAGAUUACAACGUGGAGGCUGCGUUUCUAACCACGGCUGAGUUAAUAUACGAAAACGUCAAAAAUGGCCUUUUUGACAUUGAAUCAGGGGUACAAGGCGUAAAGAGAGGACCCAUGGGAGUCUCAAGUAGAAGUAUGUUCAUUCUAAUUAUCAAAAUACAGUUAUUAAGAUAUUGGUAA